Ictalurus punctatus (channel catfish) is the source of this 6115-nucleotide messenger RNA. RefSeq names its product TOG array regulator of axonemal microtubules protein 1. The record is from RefSeq and is a predicted model, not a curated record. The coding region runs from base 1376 to 5017 and encodes 1213 amino acids. NCBI's taxonomy places the organism in Eukaryota, Metazoa, Chordata, Actinopteri, Siluriformes, Ictaluridae. Gene Ontology annotation, biological process: microtubule cytoskeleton organization. The transcript has 18 exons. Gene Ontology annotation, molecular function: microtubule binding. Gene Ontology annotation, cellular component: cilium; cytoplasmic microtubule.
AAGGAGGUACCGAGGUUGAUGGAGGCAGCAAAUACGUGCAAGUGUUUUAGUCGGUCCACAAGUGGUGAUGAAGAAGAAUGCCUACAAGCACACGGGAAAAACUACAGAAGAUUAGCUUAGCUUAACAAGUUUAGCUCCGCCCCGACUCAUUGAGAGGAAAAGAGAGGAAAGCUAGUAUCGGUUUCCGGUGUGCAACCAAUGCUAUCGUUCAUUUCAAACAAAGCGAGGAAACACCUGGAAUUUGGCGAAGCACCUGAAAGACGGUCCUAUAUUAUAUUUGUUUGAGGCAGCUGGCAUUGUGGCCGUGAAACCAGCUAACGUUAUGCUCCUUGUAAUGUUUGUGAUAGCCAGUUAUUUGUUAACGAUGCUAACACAUUGCAAUGUUAUAAACCACCUCCUAAUGGGCCACCAUGCAUCGCAUUCAGCCCGUGUCCUGUCAGCAAAAUGUAGCCUAAUGUCACUAAUAAUUAUUCAAAUGUUCAUGCUUUUAAUAAAUCUUUUUGGCCUGCAACCAUAUCAGUGAAUUUAAACUCAUGCUUGCAUUCAGAGUAUAAAUUGUGUGUGCGCGCUCACUUUUAGGAGUCCACCUUCACUCAUUGUCAGACAGUGUUUGAUAACUAAAAUUCUCCCCCUCUCUCUCUCUUUCUCUCUUGCUCUCUUUCUCAGUAUCAGCCAGAGGAGGAUGUCGUCCAGGAGAGUUUAUAAUUUAAUUUUUUUAAUUUUAUUUUUAUACCACACCGUGGUAUCGACUUUAUCGGUAACGACUACUAGAUUUUUGGUAUCAUGACAUGCCUAGUUCAAACAGGCUUUGUUUCAGGGUCUUUAAUAAUUUCCCUCACAUUUUAAAAGCAUUGUCGGGAUGAGUAUUAUAGGCUUGGCAACAUAGCUAGCCAAACUUGCCAUAAACAAUGUUAAGCGGUUCCUAUGUCCGUUAUAUUGCUUGGACCUGGGUAGUCUUAAAGAUGACACAGUUAGCUAGCUAGCUAACUAACCAGGUUACUGAGACUAGCAGGUUGAGUUGGUUCACAUUGAAAUGUGCUAACAGUAACCCGAAUACUGCAGUGCCUAGAAUAAAAACUGUAGGGUUUUUCCCCUUAGCUUAUCAUCAUAUCACUGAAGCUGGCAAAGCUACAGGUUGUUUAGACAUAUUUACCUACGUGUAUGUUUACUUACUUUGCCACCAUUCAGUGGCGAAAUAUCAGUGCGUUGUUGUUUGUAUUUUGUUCCUUUACUUCCCCCUCAGCUGUAUUUGGCCAGGGUAUUGAUGUAUUUGGCUUUUUUCAGCAACUUGACUUGUUUUUUUCUUUUCUACUUGUUUAGACCUCUUUCUUGGUGACCACGUUCUGAAAUCUGUGCUCACACAGGCCUUGUCAAGAUGCGCUUGAUAAAAUCUCAACAUAUACAUGGGCUCUUACAAAUAACCUCAAAUAGUAAGCUUGGCCUUCGACAGACUUUGACGUCGUCGUCAUCAUCGUCAAUGAUGAUUUAUGGACUAAUACCUCCGGAGUUACACGAACAACUCCUUGAUCACAAGAACUACCAAAAUCGAACGAAUGGGAUAGAAGAGCUGAAAACCAUCCUGUCUGAACUGGACUUGAAAACCAUUUCGUUUGACAGUAUUGUGGAGUUCAUUUACUUUUUACGCAGGCUCCUGGACGACACCAACUUUAAAGUCUUGUACGGCACUUUACGGGUCCUGAACCUCCUUGUUCAAAAGCUGGACUACGAUGUGGACCGAUAUUACAAACAGAUCACGCGUGUGGCCCUCAAAACCCUGAGGGACACGCGUGCCGUUCCUCGGAACGAAUACAUGAACAUUUUUCAGCAGCUCAUGAGGAUCGUAGGACCGCAGAAAGUUCUGGACCUUGUAACGGGACACUUGAAGCACAAAAACUCGAGAGUAAGAGAGGAUGUUCUGAACAUCGUUAUAGCUGCCGUGCUGGCGCACCCCAGGAAAGACUUCAACAUCCCGCAUCUGUGCUUUCUGGUCGCUCCUUAUCUUGCAGACAGCAAGAAGAGGGUGCGACACGCAGCCCUGGAGCUCUUCGCUGUUUUCGAUUACUGUCUUGACACGGGCAAGAAGCAACCUAUCAUGAAGGCUAUAGACAGGGUGGAGCUCACCGGUAACUCUCAGGGCCUUAUGGCUGCCGUACAGGCACGAAGGGCCAGGCACGUUCUUCCUCGGCUAUGUGAGGAUGGUAUGGUGGAAUACGCACUGGUUAUCCCCAAACCUGGCCAGCGACGCACGCCCCAGUUCGGCUCCGGAGCCGAUCUGGAAUGGAUCCUUAACGGAGGCAGAUCGAAUAGUGUGAGGAGUCACAGGACGAACGUGAACUCGGAAGGGCUGAAUGCCUACAGCAGUCUUGGUUCCCUGACUGAUGAGAUACCAUUACAGAGGAGGAUAGUGAGUGCCGGCAAGGGCAAAAACAAGCUACCCUGGGAGAGGUCGAGCCUCCCGUCUGCAGGAAAUCAGGAGCCCUGCAGCGCGUUGAAUGGAAAGUUGUCCGACAAGUCAAGUCUUGAAGAUCUCACUACCUCCAUGAAGCUGAAUCAGGAAUCUUGUGUCACACAGUCUGGUGUUCCCAGGACAGAUCAGCUGCUAGGCUCCGGAAAUUCUAAUGUGGAGCAGGCUUUUUCUCUUUCGUCCAAUCCCACUCCUCCUGGCUCCUUUCUGUUGCCCUCCUACCCUCUGGCCAUGCUGCCAGGGGUCCAGUUAACUCCCACGCUGUGUUCUCCUACCACUCCCACCAUCAGUGGCACCAAGAGCAGCCCUGGAAACUCCACAUCAAAAACAUGUAUCCCCAGACUGCUGUCGGAGAAAAAGAAAGCUCCUCCUUCCACCAUGGAACCAAGUCCUCAAGGUGUCCAACCGCAGGAAAAGCUUCUUUCUGAUGCGAGUGUCAGUGUUGUUGGUCAGAGAGUGUCUUACUCUAAGGGAGCAGCAGCGGAAGAAAAGCGAAGAGAAACGUCUUCGCCUCCCCACGUUAGACCUGCAGGUCGCGAACCACUCCGAGCUUUAAGGCCUGCCAAAGAAUCUCAGGUACACGGCACGAAGACCACCCCUGUUAGUGACAUGUCUGAGGGAGUAGUUGGGAAAGGAGUUUUUGGCUCCAUGGUCCUUCCAAGCCGACCCAAAGUGGCAGCAUGUCCUGAGCAGGAUGAGUCCAUAAAAAAAGCCUCAUGGGAGCCACCAGCUGGAAUAUAUGGCCAUUCUGUCUCUGGAAGUCAUGUUGAUUGUGAUGACAGCCCAGAACCUAAUGAGGCAACGAUGAGAAUCUUUCUUGGUCAAGAGAGGGUGAAGCUGUCCAAGAUUGCAAGGGAUAAGAUGCGCCAACAAGCCCAGCCUACACCGCGAAUGAGAAUUAGACAUGUAACAUCUGAAGUGACCUCAGAUGAAGCAGCAUCACUGCACGAUGAAAUCAUACCCGUUACCCUAAAGAAGGAUCCCAACGAGCAGGUGGAGUUGCGGCCAUUCUCCAGACCGGAGCUUGCCCUUACUCAGAGCUUCAGACUGCUUAACUCGGAUGACUGGGAGAAAAAAAUCGAGGGGCUCAUGUUCCUGCGCUGUUUGGCACGGUAUCACUCUGACGUGCUUAAUAGUAGACUUCAUGAAGUCUGCCUUGCUGUCAUUCAAGAGGUUCGUAACCUGCGCUCCGGAGUGUCCCGCAUCGCCAUGGUGACUUUAGGAGAGCUGUACUCUGGCCUGCAGAAGGGAAUGGACCAGGAGCUGGAAGCAACAGCCAAAGUUCUGUUACACAAAACAAGAGAUACCAAUGCGUUCAUUAGGCAGCUCGCAGAUGCCGCGCUGGGCAGCAUGGUGCAGAACUGCACACCUACACGCAGCAUGAACGCCCUGCUUGCUGGAGGACUUGGUCACUUGAACGCAGCCGUAAGGAGGUGCACCGCUCAGCACUUGACUACUGUGGUCAAGAAGAUCGGCACCGGGCGCUUAUUGUCUGGAGCGAAAGAUCUCACGGACCGAAUCUUACCCGCUGUCUCCAAGCUGGCGCAAGACUCUUCACCUGAAACCAGAUAUUUUGGCCGGCAAAUGCUGCUGUUCUUGUCUUCUCACCGAGACUUUGUUAAAAUGGUGGAAAAGUACAUCCCUCCCAAAGACGUGGCAACCAUCAGCGUCGUCACUCUGAAGACCAAGGGACCGGGUGAGAUGCCUCAGGACACUCGUUCAACUCGAGGCAGGCGCUCCAUAUCUGGCGAUGGAAUGGUGCAUGCCUCGUCUCUCACUCGAGAGCCUCAGAUUUCCAGCAGCAAAGACAACAGCAAAGCUCAGUUCCGCAGCAUCACGGACAAGACUGAGUAUGUCAAGCAGCUCAAAGCCCUGCUGGCUUCAAAAGACUUCCAGGAACGAAUCAAGGGCAUCGAUCAGCUGGUGACUGACUGUGAGGAAAACCCAUAUAUGGUCAUGGGCAACAUCUUCCCGGUGUUUGAUGUUUUCAAAGAACGGCUGCAGGAGUCAAACAGAAAAGUGAACCUCUAUGCGUUGGAGGCCUUACAGAAGAUAAUCACCUUACUUAAAGACAACUUGGCCCAAGCGGUCUAUAUCCUCGUCCCAGCUGUAGUGGACAACCACCUCAACUCGAAGAAUAAUGGCAUCUACACGGCUGCGACAGGAGCCAUACGUGCUCUGAUCAAUAACCUCGACAACACUCUACUUCUUCAGCCGUUUUGCACAAAGGCGCAGUUUGUGAGUGGGAAGGCUAAACUGGACCUUGUCGAUAGAGUUGCAGAGCUGGUCAGAGAGCUGUACCCCCGCAAGCCACAGCUGGUUAAACAGAAAGCACUCCCUCUGCUUUGGCAUCUCCUGGGGUCCUCCUGCAAGAACGGCACAGUCCAUGACCGGAGCGGCACCAUGAGAGGAGCCACCACCAACCUGUGCCAAGCGCUGCAUGCUCACAUGGGCCCCAUGCUGCUACAUCAAGCUGCUUCACAACCUUCCAACAUCUUCAAGAGCCUGAAUGUGAUUCUGCACACCUUCACACCCCUCAGAAAUCCACGUUAGAACAUAUCCCCAGUUAAUUGUAUAUCAGGUUUGAGAUUCCCAGGAGCUCUGCUCUGAAGAGACAGCUCCACUUCAGCACCACCAAUGUUUUGGACAGCUGGAGAGCACGUGGCUGCGGGGCCGCCGAUACACACACGGCUGGUGGAUGAUACGCAAUGCGGCAAAUUUCCACCAUCCAGCAGCAUAUGGGAGAGUAUAAAAGGGCGAUCCUCCGCUUGCAAAGGGAGAGAAGGCUCUCAGGACACGUGCAAUAAUCUGUGUUGUGUUCCUGGCAAACGACUCAGACGUGAGCGAAGACUCCGCCCCCUGGCUGCACCCACGGCGUUUUCUGAUGGCAGAAAGGGAUCCCUGCCACUCAGGAAAAACCCCAGCAGCCCCGCGGACGACUGAACACUUCACCUCACGGUCUCACUUCUGCACACACUCACACAUGCGCACACAUACACCCUCAUGGACAUUUUAUAUAAAAAUUCAAUGUGUGACCCCUAAGCCACCUUCUGUGUGUUUGUGCUCUGCGCACCGCUGGCUAAAUUCCCUACACUGGUUGUUUUAAACCUUUUGUACAUUUAUGAUAUAAAAACUCUUUUGUAUUGUAUAGCUAUGAUGUGUGAUGGCACAUUAUUAGCUUCAUGUAUGCUAUAUUAUAUUGCAGUAUGUAAUGUCUAUAUGUGUGUGUGUGUGUGUGUGUGUGUGUGUGGAGAUGAAAACUCUAUAACGACUUGUUAACUGAUAAGUUGUACCUGUCCUACUCUCUUUUUGCAUGACCAAAUAUAGAGGUGGAGUGAAAAGAUUAUAUUUCUAGUACAAAAAGAUCUAUUUUGAUGUAUACAGAAAUUAAGUCUGGAUGUUAAGCAGCCAUAUUUUUGGUGGAUGGUAAACAGGCAAAACAGAACCAUAUGAUGAAAGCUAGCUUCAUGCUAAUAGACAUAUUUCUAGUCUACACAUGAAUUUAUGCCCAGGUCUGUAAUUCAGUAUCGUGCCAGUCUUUAAAUGCCUUUUUGGAGAUAUAAUGUUAAUUUAUAUUGAACAUGUCUCUCAACAUGGUGUACGACAAAGAUUGAUCUAUAUAUUAAAAUCCUUUGUUUCAGUAAACCUUAA